Messenger RNA from Liolophura sinensis, 5182 nucleotides. RefSeq names its product serine/threonine-protein kinase TBK1-like. Gene Ontology annotation, biological process: peptidyl-serine phosphorylation. The record is from RefSeq and is a predicted model, not a curated record. Lineage: Eukaryota; Metazoa; Mollusca; Polyplacophora; Chitonida; Chitonidae. Gene Ontology annotation, cellular component: cytoplasm. Gene Ontology annotation, molecular function: ATP binding; protein binding; protein serine/threonine kinase activity.
GUGAUGGAAUUGUGCACUGGGGGGAGUGACACCAUGCUGGAGGAGCCCAAGAAUGCUUUUGGUGUUGAGGAGGAAGAGUUUCUGUUAAUCUUGGAACAUGUAGCAUCUGGGAUGAAACAUCUGCGGGAACACGGAAUUGUCCAUAGGGAUAUAAAACCUGGCAAUAUUAUGAGAUUUAUUUCUGAAGAUGGAAGGUCAAUUUAUAAGCUGACAGACUUUGGUGCAGCUAGAGAGCUAGAGGAAGAGGAACAAUUUAUGUCCCUCUAUGGCACAGAAGAAUAUUUGCACCCAGACAUGUAUGAGCGAGCUGUUCUGAGAGGCCAAGAUUACAAGGUUUUCUGUGCUACUGUGGACCUGUGGAGUUUAGGCGUUACCUUUUAUCAUGUUCUGACUGGUCAGUUGCCAUUUCGACCUUUUGGAGGUCGAAGAAACCGAGAGACCAUGCACAAGAUAACAACACAGAAGGAAUCUGGUAUUAUCUCUGGUGUGCAGAACACAGAGGCAGGUCCAAUUGAGUGGAGUCGUGAACUGCCUCAGUCCUGCCGAGCUUCUCAAGGCCUCCAACUCUUGAUUGUCCCUUUCUUGGCAAGUCUUCUUGAGGCAGAUCCCAGGAAAACUUGGCAGUUCGACAGAUUCUUCAUAGAAGCCAAGAAAAUUACCUCCAAGAAAGUCAUCCCCAUGUUUUCAGUCCCAACAUGGACCCUAGUAAAGAUAUAUGCUAAUGUUACAGACAACUUAACCAAGAUUCAAGAACUUGUGGCACAGCAAACGGAAAUCCCAGCACCAAAGCAGUUGAUAAUCUACCAGAACCAGUUGUUAUCCGAAAUUGUGGACCCAACACAGACAGUUGUGACUUACCCAAGGUGUAUUAGUCACACCAAACCAAUCUUCAUAUUCACAGAAGAUGACAAUGAUUCACAUCCAUUUCCAUCACCUUAUAUCAGUGAGUGCAACUUCCCACGAUUCAGCACCACAAUGAGCCUGGACAAUGACUACCCACUGGCUAAGAUGUGUGUCGGUAUCCUCCAUGCCAUUCACCGAGAGAUCUCUGACUGUGUGUUAAGGCAACGUCUUACUCAUGAGGGAAUUGUUAAUUAUGUACAUCAGCUGUAUCACUCACUGGAGCACUUGAGGGAUAAUGACUUCCAUUUAAGAAGAUUUUGUCAAGAAACAAAGAAACGAAAAUUGGAUCUUUCAAGGAGCAAAGAGGAUAAGAUCCAUAUGCUUAGGCUGUUUUCUCAGGAAAAACCUGCCCUGUCCAAGCUGUUACACAUGUUGUCAAGGGAGUGGCAGUCUAAUCGACAAAUUUUAGAUGAAUUUGAGGUCAAGAUGGAUAAGUUAUUGUCAGUGAUAAAUAAGAGCACUGGUCUUUACACAUCUCAUCAUCUUGAAAGAAAAGACCUCCAAAAUGACUGGGACUUCAAGUUGGGCUGUGAAGAGUCUAUGCGCUGUGCACCAAGGCUUGAAAUGACAAUUAAGAGUGCUACGGUUAUAAUGGAACGUUUCAAAAUAGAUAAACAGAAGAAGGUGCUACCAUACAAUGAUGAACAGAUACACAAGUUUGAAAAGAACAAUCUGUACACGCUAACAGGGAAGGCAAGAAACAUGUUAAGAGAGCAUUGCAUUCCCAAUUCCCAAAUGAUCCAUCUGAAGGCUUGUGCAUGGCUUUGCAAAGCCAGUGCACUGAGACGUGAUAGUCACAGAACUGAGAAGGAAAUGGAAGAUCUUAUUGCUUUACAACAGUGCUUUACUGUUAAGCUUGAUAAGCUUUGCCAGGACGACAAGGUAAUUCAGAGCCUGGAGGGACUGUCUGUAGAGUCUACUCAUGGCGUAGGAGAUGGUGCUCGUUGGGUGCGAAAUGGAAGUCAGGAGCAAGCUGCUAAACCAGACUCGUUAGUCGAGUACCUGGUAGAAAGCAUGGACAGCCUUAACUUUGAUACUAUGCAGGUCAUAGAGAACAUCAAAGAGAACACAAACAGCCUGCAUAAAAGAUGGAGGAAAGAAAUGGGUCUUGUUGAUGAAUCUGUGCCAACAGCAUGGGGUCAAGCAGAUAGUUCGCUAUCUGUUUUCCGUAAAUGGACAACCAAAGUGACUAGCUCUGUUUCCAAAUUCCCAUCUACCCAGAAAGGCGUCUUCCUGGAAGUUGGACUGAGCCAUUUCCAGAAUGCGCCAUCGUCACUAAACUCAUUUCCUAAUAAAAUUAAUUUGCAAGACUAUGAGGUUGACAUGCCAUCAUAUUUGAAUGUUCAUGGACAAAAUGCUAAUGGGCUUUCGCUGUUGCAUCUUAGUACUUUCGCAGGAAAUGUUGAAGCAAGCAAGACGUUCAUCAGUCAAGGAGUGAAUGUGGACUGUAAGGACCAAUUGUACCUCACACCCUUACACUGGGCUAUAAUCAAGGGCUGUGAUGAAAUGGUUCAGCUUCUUCUGGAGAAUAAUGCUAGUCUGUUUGUGAUGGCUAUUGGGAAAAACACAGCUGUUCAUAUUGCAGCACGAUUUGGUAGAUCAUCAAUUUUGAAGUUAUUAGUCCAAAAAGACCCAGAUGUGGUGAGUCUGAGGAAUGUAGCAGAACGAACAGCGUUGCACCUGGCCUCCAUGCAUGGUUUUGCUGACUCGGUCCGGAUUCUUUUGGAUGGAGUGGCUGAUGUUGCACCUGUAGACAAACAUGGUCUGACACCACUCCACCUGGCGUCCGCUUGUGGCUAUGUAGAAGCUGUACAACUCCUCUUGUCCACAGGGAAAAACAAUAUAGAACUGACAUCUAAAGCUGGGUUUACCCCAUUGCUAUUGGCAAUACAAAAUGGUCACAAGCCUGUUGUAGAUAUCCUUUUGAGAUACAAUGCCAACUUGGAUUGCUCUGAUGGUAGAGGAAGGGGUCCACUUCAUUUGGCUGUGCUGCAUGGACACCUUGAUUUAACGGAGUAUAUCCUUAGCCUGGACAGUAGGAGUGUAAACGUGGAUGCUCAGGACUCCAAUGGCUUCACUUCACUGCACUAUGCUGCUUGUAAGAAGGAUUCUGAAGCCCUCAAGCUUCUACUGAGUAGCGCAAGAGCCAGUGUGUUGUCGCGUAAUCAGUGGUUGCAGACUCCCCUCCAUGUUGCUGCCACAAGUGGCUCUGUGAUGAAUGUCCGCCUCCUGAUUGACCACAGUGCGGACCUUGAAGCCGAAGAUGAGUGUGGUCGAAGUCCGCUACAAGUUGCAAUGGCUAUGGGCAACAUGUCAAUUGUUAGUCUUUUUCAUUCUUCUGGAGCAGGGCCCUACUGACCAAAAUGCCGAUAUAACUACAACACUGUCAACACUGCUCCUUCAGUUCAGGUGCAUGGCUCUCGGACAAAGGAAUAUUGACAAAAACUGUCACUCAUUUGUUACGAUGUGACAGUGAAGAAACAUGAAAACAGUUGCCUUUUCUACUGUUCAGGUGUUCUGACUAAGGUUCACAAGAAUUAUUGUUACCAUUUCUAGACAACAGUAGCCAUAUAAAUUGCAUAGGUGCAAAGAUGUGCACUUGCACAGUUUCCAUGAAGGGUGAUAGGACUAGAGUGAAAGUUCUUCUACUUGUACUGACAUGUAAUUACCUGUUAGUCACAUUUCUUUAUAUUAGGUCCAUGACAGCUCGAAACCUAGAGGUGCCAAUGUAUUUUACGUUCAAUAUCUCUAGUAUAGCCUGAAUUACCAAUCUCCUUGUCAGUGGAUGUCAGAUGCAGCUUAAUAUCAAAAUGCAACUUUACUGAUCCAUGUAUUAUAUUUGAUGGCUAUGUAUACAUUGUAUGUAAGAAAAUAGAUAGGUUCUAAUGAAAUAGGAAGUAAAGUGUAUGAUCUCACAUUCUGAAGAGAACAGAUUUGUUAAAAGCUGCAGUGCACAUUCUUACUCCGACCAACAUGGCAUUCUUUAUUUGUCCAUACUCCAUGUUAACAAACAGCUGCGACUUUUUGACAUGUUUAUUUAUUUUCAUUAGCUCUGAUUACCAGUGCAGACGUAACCAUGCAUACUAAAAUUGUUCGUAUUUGUAUUUUAUGAAGUAAUGUGUAAUGUUUGUCUUGCUGUUUAAUUUGUGAAACCCUUUCGCGACCUGCGUUUUCUGGUGACUGGACUUUAUCACAAGUGUUAGUGUUUCUCUUUUUGUCACAAAAUGUAAAUAGAAUGGAACAAAAUCAAAAAAAGUUUAUUUAAAUAAGAAAAUGAAGAGAAAAAAAACCUACUAAUACAUUAUCUUCUAGAUGCAGUGUCAUUAAUUGUAGUGGUUUUGUUCACAUACUUAUCUUAUUACUAAAUUCUUGAUAAAUGCACUGUUCAGAUCUCCCACUUUGUUUCAAAGUUCCAGUCCCCCAGACAAGUGUAUUGUCAUGACAGCUGGGUUUUCACAAGUAAAUGGAAAAGUUGCAUUGCCUAGAACAGUUGAUAUUAAAAAUGGAAUGCCCUUGAUACAUGAACCUAAUGCUAAUAUGAAAUUCAGCUUUAUUCCUGGGUAAUUCUACUUUGUCCAAAACUAGUGGUGACCACAACUCGUUCAUCUCUUACAUUGAAAAUGCAAAUGGUUUUCAAUUUGUAGACAGCAACCUAUCAAUGUCACAGCUUUAGCAUACUGAUUAUUCUGGACUAUUUUGAAUAAAAGCUGAAAAUAAAGGGAAAAAAAAGUCUUUCCAAAUCCUGGAUUGGGUUCCCCCCUGGCUAUGCCCGGUUUCCUCCCACCAUAACACUGGCCACUGUUGUAUAAGUCAAAUAUUCUUGAGUACAGUGUGAAAAAAACCAACCAAAUAAAUUUUCUUGGGCGGCGUUUAAUGGUCUUUCAUCUCCCAUAUAUAUUUCAUUUCAUUUUCUUUGCCUUUAAAAACUGAGAUAUAUUUAUCUUCAGUCAUUUUGUUAAUCUGUACACAAAAGUUGUACGAGUAUGUAGAAGCCCUGUACCAUUUUGUAACUUGUCAUUAUUACAAUUCAGAAUACUUUUGCCCAAUGACCCUUAAUAAUAAAUUAUCACUUUGGUUUUCUUUAGUAGUUGCUCCUGAAUUGCACGAGUCAAACACUACCUACAACAAGUACAUCAUUUAAUAUUUGAAGAUUUUUCACUGGAGAAUUUAUCAUUUCUAUUGAUGUGAACUCACUUUUGAUUUGAGAAAUUGUUUGAAGUGGGUCAAGUAUGACUUACUGCAAUUCUUUGAUUCAUUAAAGUAUUACUAACAAACUUUA